UUAUCGUUGGUGCGUGCGGGUUAUUAUAUAUAGGGGAAGAUCAACGAGACGUAUGUGGCAGGUGUGGGUUCUUCAAUUCAUUCUAGUUCUGGAUUCCGACUAGCCGCGUUGACUCGGUUCCGUUUUUCAUUCUCGCGGAUCUAAUAUUAAGGAAUAGCUUAAGGGCACAUUACAAUGAAGGCAUUGAUUCUGGUUGGGGGAUUUGGAACAAGGCUGAGGCCACUGACACUCAGUUUCCCUAAGCCUCUUGUUGAUUUUGCUAACAAGCCUAUGAUUUUGCAUCAGAUAGAAGCCCUUAAGGCCAUUGGAGUGACUGAGGUAGUGCUAGCCAUCAAUUACCAACCAGAGGUUAUGUUGAAUUUCUUGAAGGAUUUUGAAUCAAAGCUCGGCAUCAAGAUCACAUGUUCUCAGGAAACUGAACCACUGGGAACAGCAGGUCCCCUGGCUCUUGCUAGGGAUAAGCUGAUAGAUGAUUCUGGAGAACCCUUUUUUGUUCUCAACAGUGAUGUUAUCAGUGAGUAUCCACUUAAAGAAAUGAUUGAAUUCCAUAAAAGCCAUGGAGGAGAGGCUUCCAUAAUGGUAACAAAGGUUGAUGAGCCAUCAAAGUACGGCGUGGUUGUGAUGGAAGAGAGCACAGGGCAGGUUGAUAAAUUUGUUGAAAAACCGAAGUUGUUUGUUGGUAACAAAAUCAAUGCUGGAAUUUACCUGCUGAACCCCUCUGUUUUGGAUCGAAUUGAACUGAGGCCCACUUCUAUUGAGAAAGAGGUGUUUCCAAAGAUUGCUGCAGAGAAAAAGCUAUUUGCAAUGGUCCUGCCAGGAUUUUGGAUGGACAUUGGACAACCGAGGGACUAUAUUUCUGGCCUGAGGCUUUACCUGGACUCAUUGAAGAAGAAGUCAUCAUCUAAGUUGGCCAGUGGCUCUCAAUUUGUAGGGAAUGUCAUUGUGGAUGAGACAGCCAAAAUUGGUGAGGGAUGUCUCAUUGGACCUGAUGUUGCUAUUGGUCCUGGCUGCAUUAUUGAGCAAGGUGUUAGACUCAAAAGCUGCACAAUAAUGCGUGGAGUCCGGGUUAAGAAGCAUGCUUGUGUAUCCAGCAGUAUUGUUGGGUGGCAUUCCACUGUUGGGCAAUGGGCUCGAGUGGAUAAUAUGACCAUCCUUGGAGAAGAUGUCCAUGUAUGUGAUGAAAUUUACAGCAAUGGUGGUGUUGUUUUGCCACACAAGGAGAUCAAGUCAAAUAUUCUGAAGCCGGAGAUUGUCAUGUGAGUGAGGUCAAUGAUGUUCAAAAUGGUAGCAUGUGGUGAGGAGGUAGAAAAAUUAUUGAGUCUGAAAUGUUUGUCCGUUUCAUUUUGUUUUUCUUUUUACUUCAUGGCGUUUCUUUUCUUUUUAUAGGUCAGUUUUUUGGAUUAGAAUGAGUGAUGCCAUUGCAUUGAUGAAAAGGUCAGCAUCUUUGUAAAUGGCGUUAAGUUUGGUCUGUGCAAAAGUUGUGUAUUUUGAGUGUGUAUAGAAAUAAAUUAUUGGUUAGUGGUUUCUCUCCA
Glycine soja is the source of this 1532-nucleotide messenger RNA. Its product is annotated as mannose-1-phosphate guanylyltransferase 1-like. Gene Ontology annotation, biological process: cell wall mannoprotein biosynthetic process; GDP-mannose biosynthetic process. Gene Ontology annotation, molecular function: mannose-1-phosphate guanylyltransferase (GTP) activity; GTP binding. Gene Ontology annotation, cellular component: cytoplasm. The record is from RefSeq and is a predicted model, not a curated record. Lineage: Eukaryota; Viridiplantae; Streptophyta; Magnoliopsida; Fabales; Fabaceae. The transcript is spliced from 5 exons. The coding region runs from base 175 to 1260 and encodes 361 amino acids.